AUGGUGACUGAAAAAGCUAAUAGAAACAUUGAAAAUUCUAAGCUACAAGACUCAGAAGGUGCUAAAAUGAUCAACAAAACAAUUAAAAUGUGUGAGGACCCAGCAGGUAAUGGACAGAAGAGAUAUUGCGCCACUUCUUUGGAAUCAAUGGUUGAUUUCACCACAUCUUUCCUUGGAACAAAUAAUAUUUUAGCAAUUUCAACCGAGUUAGAGAAUGAAACUCCGGAGGUGCAAACAUAUACCAUCAACGAAGUGAAGGAGAAAGCAAAUGGCAAAGGGGUGAUAUGCCACAAAGUGGGUUACCCAUAUGCAGUACACUAUUGCCAUGAAGAAGGAAGCAGUACUAGGACUUUUCAAGUCUCAAUGGUGGGUGCUGAUGGAACUAAAGUUAAUGCAGUAUCAGUCUGCCAUGAGGAUACUGCAUCCAUGAACCCUGCGUUGUCCUUUCAAUUGCUCAAUGUUAAGCCAGGAGAAAAGCCCAUUUGCCAUUUCAUUUUGGACGAUCAGAUUGCCUUGGUUCCUUCUCAAGAUGCAACUCAAGUGGCUGAAAAUUAA
Molecule: messenger RNA, 555 nt
Organism: Lycium barbarum (goji berry)
Lineage: Eukaryota; Viridiplantae; Streptophyta; Magnoliopsida; Solanales; Solanaceae
Product: BURP domain-containing protein 5-like
Exons: 2
Coding region: 1-555 (184 amino acids)
Source: RefSeq, a predicted model, not a curated record